UGGUUGGGGGACACAACCUAAGGAUUUGAUGGACUCCAGGCUGGGGAUCUUCCUUCUAGGGUCUCCACCACCCAUCACCUGGGAGUGAACUUGAUCUUCGGGGCUCUGAGAGUCCAACCUGGGCCGGGUGGGGGUGACUUUUGGCUGACCAAACAGAGACAGGCAGACCCAAACAGGCCAUGGCCAAAAACAUCCCAUGUUUUGGGCGUGGCCCCGAAACAUGAACUAGGACAUGGUUCCAGCCAAGAGGGUCAAGGAGGCACAGGACUAACAGGGAAGGACACAGGCUGCUGUCAGGACACACACCCAAGGCGAGAACACUGCUGACGUGGCAGCCCGCCGCCCCAGCCCCUUACUGCCCCCCGCCCCUCUCCCCCGCCUGCCAGCUGCCAACAGGGCUCUGCCCUGUGUCUGCCACACCUGUCACUGCCUGUCCUUGUCCAGGGGGAGCCCCAUCAGCCCCUCCUCAGCUGCCCAGCAGAGCAAGCGGUUAGUGGGGAGGGGAGGGAACAUGGAGCGGGGGCCGGCGGUGGGGGCAGGGCGGGGGGCCGGGGCCCAGAUCUGGGCACUGCUGGGCUGCUUGGUCAGGGUGCUGCUCUGGGUGGCCUCUGCUUUGCUGUACUUUGGAAGCGAACAGGCUGCCCGCCUCCUGGGCAGCCCCUGCUUACGGCGCCUCUACCAUGCCUGGUUGGCAGCAGUGGUCAUCUUCGGGCCCCUUCUGCAGUUCCAUGUCAACCCUCGGACCAUCUUUGCCAGCCAUGGCAACUUCUUCAACAUAAAGUUUGUGAAUUCGGCGUGGGGCUGGACGUGCACCUUCCUGGGGGGCUUCGUGUUGCUGGUGGUGUUCCUGGCUACACGGCGCGUGGCAGUGACUGCCCGGCACCUGAGCCGCUUGGUGGUUGGGGCAGCUGUGUGGCGGGGUGCCGGCCGGGCCUUCCUGCUCAUCGAGGACCUGACGGGCUCCUGCUUCGAGCCUCUGCCCCAGGGCCUGCUGCUCCGCGAGCUGCCGGACCGCCGCAGCUGCCUGGCGGCCGGCCACCAGUGGCGGGGCUACACCGUCUCCUCCCACACCUUCCUGCUCACCUUCUGCUGCCUGCUCAUGGCCGAGGAAGCAGCAGUGUUCGCCAAGUACCUGGCCCACGGGCUGCCCGCCGGCGCACCCCUGCGCCUUGUCUUCCUGCUCAACGUGCUGCUGCUGGGCCUCUGGAACUUCUUGCUGCUCUGCACCGUCAUCUAUUUCCACCAAUAUACUCACAAGGUGGUGGGCGCCGCGGUGGGCACCUUUGCCUGGUACCUCACCUACGGCAGCUGGUAUCAUCAGCCCUGGUCUCCAGGGAUCCCGGGCCAUGGGCUCUUCCCUCACCCCCACUCCAGCCACAAGCAUAACUGAAAGAAAUAAAGGCACUUCAGGCCUG
Messenger RNA from Balaenoptera musculus (blue whale), 1415 nucleotides. RefSeq names its product fat storage inducing transmembrane protein 1 (gene FITM1). Gene Ontology annotation, biological process: lipid storage; phospholipid biosynthetic process; lipid droplet organization. The transcript has 2 exons. Gene Ontology annotation, cellular component: endoplasmic reticulum membrane. NCBI's taxonomy places the organism in Eukaryota, Metazoa, Chordata, Mammalia, Artiodactyla, Balaenopteridae. The coding region runs from base 512 to 1390 and encodes 292 amino acids. The record is from RefSeq and is a predicted model, not a curated record.